UUUAAUUCAUGUUAAUGUUAUUUUCCGAUUUGCGUGUAUUUCAAUUAUAAUCUUUAUUGUUUACUAGUUCUACAACACGUUCUGCAGAAUAACUCAUCAAAUAAAAAUUAAUAUUACAUACCUGGAUAGUCACUUUAAUUCUUGUAAUAUGUUGACGAAUUAUCAAUAGAGGUAUCAAGUAUGAGUAACUGUAUAGAAACGGUUUCCAAAUAUUUGUCUUUCAACGACCUAAUGAUCUUAUUUAAUUAUUUAUAAGUCUGUAAAAUCCAUUAAAAUUGUAUGUUAUGGCUCCUGCUAACAACGAUCGCCAAGCUGGCCACACGGGAACCAUACCCAAGACAAAAGUGAGAAACAAUUGCAAUGUACCACAAGAAGCUGUGACUCCCACAAGAAGAGAUAUGACUACUAAUCUAGGGACGACAUCAUUAGAUUGGGUGCCUGUCUCGGAAUAUAAUACAAGAUCUAACUAUAACCAGUCAAGAAAGCCAUCUAACAACACUUCUGAUCAUGAACUGAAUGAUUUAGAUAAUCCAGUAUCUUUUGAGAGUGGAUUUGGAAGGUUUGUACCAGUGAGACCCCAACCCCGUGCUCUGCCCUUGAAUGUACAAAACCGUGAGAACAUAGCACCUGAACAGCAUGAUGAGGUUCCUGGUUCCUCUAUGUCAGGUCACACCUUGCAUCCAUAUGCACAUCAAAUGCAAAAUGGUCUUACUCCUCAUGCUAAUUCCUCACACCAUGCAGCUGCUGCUGUAAUGAUUGUGAAUCCUACAACUCCUAAUGCAGUUACAGGAACUAUGUCACAACCAUUUAAUGCAAAUCAAAAUAGAAAUAAUUUAUCAAGGAAUUUGAACCCUGCUCGCAAUAAUUUUGAAGGAAGCAGUCAUCCAAGCAAUACUAAUAAUAAUAAUAAUACAACCCCACCUAUUACUAACUCUAGGUCAGGAACAAAAACAGUUAAUAUAAUGAAUAACAUGUAUGACCAAGGACAAAGUAAUUUUAAUAAUCUCAAUGAGCCUAAUCAUGUUCAUAGGGAAUCAGCACGGGCUUUAGGCGAAGCUAUAGUGGCAGCCUGCCCUGAUGCAGCGGCAGUAGAGCGUCGUCUUGGACAAAUCAGGGAAUACAUAAGAGUUACUUCAUCUCUCGUUGAUACGAUGCGUAACUCUGAAGAUGAGGCUUUUAUUGAGCACACAAAAGAAGAAUAUGAUGAACUAGUACAAAUGGUGAUGACUUUAAAAGAAAGUGAAACUAAGUUAGAAAGUAUGCUGUUGGAGAAAAGUAGUCCUGAAAAUAUAGAAAUGCCAGCUGAAGACAUUUGUGAAAACAUUAGUGACAUGAAUUGUGAGACGGCUACUGAAAAAAGCCAACUGUCAGAUUUGCCACCAAGUAUAAAAAAUAAUGAUAAUUCUCUAAAUAGUAAUCAUCUUAAAAAAGUUACAAAUAUAGAAAAUGAACAAUUGAAUAAAACUUUACAUAUAAUGAAUAAUGCUGAUGAUACUUCUAGUGAAAUUACUGAAAUUGAAGCAAAUUUAAUUGGUUUAAUAAAUGAGUCUAGUAUUUUAGAAAACACCAGUAAUAGUGAUAUACCUAAAACUAACGAAGAUUUUAAUAAUAAAAUGGAAAUAGAAGAGAUAGAAUCUAUUCCUUGUUCUGAGAUGGAAGGAAAUAAAGAUGACCAACAUUUGAAAGAGAUAUUAAGAAAGAAUAUAAUUUCAUGUGUUGAAAAAGUUGCACUCAUAGAGGAAUUGAAAAACAAAAGUAGAGAUUGUAGCUCUUCUAAUAGUAACCGCGAUAUGCAGGAUAUUGUCACUAGACCUGUGUCGGUACAAAGUAAUGAAUCCAUUUAUAGUGACAAUGAACUUUGGCAAAAUGAAAUAAAAAGCAAAAUGGAAUUAUCACAAGUUCGCUUGGCUGCACUGAAACAGCAACAAAAAAGACUUCUUAAAUGUCAGGAGGAAGCAAAGCAACAAUUAGAAGAAAUGAAUAGAGAAAGACAGUCGCAGGAAUUGCCUUUGCAUCCUUCUACGUCACAUGAUAAUUUCAGCGUUCUGCAGAAUCAAAGUUUUAGUGGAAACUAUCAUCAUCAAAACCGCAUGUACGCAGCCAAUCAGAUAGGUGUCGCGACAACUCUGCCACACUCUGCAGAAGUAUUUCAUGGUCAGAUCGCUAAAAACAUCGAUAGCGAACAUGGACUCCACCCUCACUCAACACAGGGCCAGGAAGAGAGGUUCCCUAAUCGUGAAAUAAUAGGUAGUAGUGAGGAAGCAAUUGGAGGUACCCGCGACAGUGAAGUGGAAGAUGACGAGAGUCUAAUAAAUGAACGGAGUCAUCUGCUCCAAAUGAAACUACGAGAACUACAAAUGAAAAAACAGCACAUGGAAAAUUUGGUAUCAGAAUUCCAAAAGUUGCAAAUGGCCACCCGCUUAGCAAGCUCCCAUAACACAUAUUCAAGCUCUGGCGAAGAUAGUGGUGACGAUGAGCCAUCUCGUAAUUUAAAAUGUAAUAAAUCUGGAAAUAAUAGAAAGAAUGAAGAUCCUUUUAAAUUAAUGGAAAUCAAAGCUAUCAAAACGGCACUUCAAAAAACCAAAGAUCUCAUGAGAUCAGUUGAAAACUACGAAGCGGAAAAUAUGUCGGGUGCUCAUGACGAUUCCUUUCAACUCCCAAACCAUAAUAUACACGACAAUAAAUCUGAAGGAGGUGGUAGUGUGGGCGGGUGGUCCAAUGAUGGCAGUAUGUGUCGUGUGCGCAACUCUUUACAGCAACGACACAAGUUCACCAACGAGCAACAUUCACAACAACAACAUUUACAUCAACAUCAGCCACAACAACAUUUACAUCAACCGCAACCACAACAACAGCAAAGCCAUGAAGCUAAUAUAGCUUCACUUCAAGAAUUAGCACAAGAGUUGAGAAUGGAAACUGAAAAAAUCAUGGGCGAGAGAGCGCGCAUCAAGGAUAUGAUAUCGAAUAAAGAAGUGUCCCGCAAGCAUAAGAAGGUGAACGAAGAGGCAGUAGCGGGACCGAGUGGUGUGAACGCGCCGAGCGGCAGUAGCACUGCGAGCGGGCCACCGGGUCCGGCUGAGCGACGCCAGCUGCAGUUGCGUGCUCUGCUUGCCGACAAGCAACGCGAGCUCGAGGCUCUCCUCAACAAGGAAAAGGUGUUAUGUGCAGCAUCUGAAUGCCAAAAAUUAAAACAGGACUCGAGAACGGCCUCUGUAGUAAACCAGUCUUAUAAUAGCGAACAAGAAGAUCCCGACUCACGAUCAGAGCAGAUAAUGUUGGACUCGCAAAAUUCAAGAGAUAACGAAAAUUAUAGAGGUGGCAGUGGCGAGAAUGUUGUGAGUGGCAGAUCUAUGAAUACUGUACCAUCGCGCUUGGGAAGCACCUAUGGGAGUGACAGUGACAGCGCAUCGAGAAAUAAAUCAAACCAAUGGAACCGUACAAGAAGAAGACAACCACAAGAUCGACAAUCUGAAGAUAAUGGUACACAGUCAAAUAAUGCAAAUCAAAACGUACGUCAUGAGUCAAGGGCUGAAGCUUCGAAUAUUAACAUGGUGCCUCCGGUUACCCAAAAUCUGGAUAAUCCUGCGAACAUGCCGUAUUCCCACCUACCACCCCCAUGUUGGAACAGCACGAAAUCAAAUCAAGAUAUGCGUACAAACCAAUUCACGCAGAACAGCCAUUCGCAAACUAUGGAUCGUUUGCUCGGAACUCCACAAAUGUCCUACCCUCCGUCCAUGCCUUUCAACGUAAUGAUGCCGUAUGGAAUGGUGGGUGGAUGUGGAUGCGGCUGCAGCUUUUGGGGUGUGUGGUGUUGGCAACAACUGGUUAUGCAGCAGCGGGAGAUCCACCAGCUUAGAGAACAACUCAAUCAUUUGGAAGAACGUUGGCGUGCAGAAACAGUGUCACAUACUCUCAACAAUCAAGUACCACCAGGAAAUCGGGCUAAUAAUUAUUGGGAUAACUUUCGAAGUUAUUCUCGUCAGAAUCUUCUAUCUGCUAAUAGCAAGACCAAUGCUGAUGGACACUUGGGCGUAAGCCCUGCUCACAAUCCACAUCCACUAGUGGAAAGAUCUCAUAACACUCUACAUCAUACUUCGUCCUCGACGUCUCCGUCCAUUACACCCAAGAGAAAUACAAACGCUGCUACAUCCACACAAAAUGGUCCUACACAGUCUUUACCGACAAACAAUGAAGACAUGCUUAAUCACCAAGCUCGUAGAAAUAUGGCAUACGAAAGAUCUCUAUCUUUUUCAUCUGCACCAGAUGUUUUAAAUGUUAAUCAAAACUUAGAUGCUGAUGCAAGCUCCACUCCACAAUCCAGAAAUGUUGACGAAAGUAACAUUUCUGUCAAUGUUAAUAUAAAUCGACAAGAAUCUACAUCAAACCCAUUUAGAAGCUUGAAUAUAACAAGCCCAAUACCUGAAAUAAUUCAAGCACAUUCCAACAAUUUAAAUACAACAAAUAGUAAAAAAAAAUCUUCUUCGAAACUACCAGCUAAGAACUCUACAAACAGACGCAAUUUCACCUUGGAUUAUUCUCAAACAAGUAACAUUAAUAUCGCCAGUACAUCCGAAACACCAAAUCCAAAUUUGGCGUCUACAAGUAGAGAAGUGCAAGACAAAGCAACUUCUAAACUAUUCGAUCUUCUCAGAGAAAAUGUAUAUUCUGAAGUUACUGCUCUAAUCGGAGUGAACGAAUCUCACCCGGACUUCCUAAUACAGUUGUUUAGAGAACUUCAACUUAUCAGCUCAGAACCAUUACGUCAAAAAGUGCUUCAGUCUAUUCGGAACUUGUUGUCUCAAUACAGUUCUAUUAUUGAUAAUCAUAAUAAUGAGAGUUCUCACCAUGAGGCUAGACCAGAAGACGUAACUACUACUACAGAGCCAAGUACUUACCAAGAUUGUAAUGCAAUGUCGACUCAGAAUGCAUGCACUAGCACAGUAGAACUGGAUAACAAAGUUGCACGCUUUUUGUUACAUAAAAGCGAAGAAAUUUGCACAACUGAACUUCUAGAGUCACUGGCGUCGCAUAUUUUAUCUGCUGAUAGUCGAUAUACUCAGCAAUCAAAGAAAAGUAUUCUUGAAAUAUUGUCUAAAUACGAAGGCAUGCGACUGUGUAACGUAUCAAGUGAUAUAUAUCAAAUUAUUGAAAACUUGCCGUUAUUGUUUCCUAAUAACAAUGAAGUGGGAGAAUCCUCGCAACAUUCAGCAAGUAGAUCUGAGCCAUCUAUUUUACAAGACGUAGCAGGAUCAUUGAAUUUGUUCAGCUCAAGUGACACUCAACUACACCAGAUAAAUUCAUGUCCAUAUGACAUGUGGCCUGGUCACGUUCAUAUGGAUUUAGAUGCUGCUGACUUGAAUGAUAAUAGUCCCCGUUCUAGUCAAGAGGGAAAAGUAGAUCUCAUAAAUUGCUCUGAAAUGCAUAAUGGGGAUUUAGCAGAAGCGGAUCAAAGUCACUCUGAGGUAGUGGAGAAUGGCAGCAACGGCCAUGAUGAAAUGGAAGCCAAUGCAGAGGCGUUACCUGACGUGGUCGACACUGAAGAAGUGGCUCCGACAGAGGCGGAAGCAGAAUGGCUCGGGCUUGACCGUGUGCCAACAAGACUGCACAUGGAAGAAUCAUCUGAAAAACAAAAAGGUGAUAUUAGUGUUGUGAAAACGUAGAACAAACA
Messenger RNA from Achroia grisella, 5668 nucleotides. Its product is annotated as pericentriolar material 1 protein. NCBI's taxonomy places the organism in Eukaryota, Metazoa, Arthropoda, Insecta, Lepidoptera, Pyralidae. Gene Ontology annotation, cellular component: centriolar satellite; centrosome; centriole. The record is from RefSeq and is a predicted model, not a curated record. The transcript has 28 exons. The coding region runs from base 285 to 5660 and encodes 1791 amino acids. Gene Ontology annotation, biological process: centrosome cycle; cilium assembly; intraciliary transport involved in cilium assembly.